AGGCGGAGCCUGGGCGGAACAAGCAGCAGGUUUUGUGGCGACUAGCUGGUUGUGACCUAACUCUGCUGUGAUCUGGUGAUACUUCAACACUGCAUCUAAAGAAAAGAUGUCGGCAGCUGUGAAAAAUCCUUUUGAGCACAUAGUUGAGCCUCUGGACCCCAAAGACCCAAAGCAGCAGUUUUUCAAUCUAUCCAAGCUUGGAGAUCCCAGAUAUGACCGUCUGCCAUUCUCCAUCCGGGUCCUCCUGGAAUCUGCUGUCAGGAACUGUGAUGAGUUUCUAGUGAAGCGCUCGGAUGUGGAAAGCAUCCUGAACUGGAAGCAGACGCAGUUCCAAACUGUGGAGGUGCCGUUCAGGCCGGCGCGGGUCAUCCUCCAGGACUUCACCGGUGUUCCUGCCGUGGUCGACUUCGCUGCCAUGCGUGAUGCAGUGAUGAAACUCGGUGGCGACCCAGAAAAGAUUAAUCCAGUUUGUCCCGCCGACCUCGUCAUUGAUCAUUCCAUCCAAGUGGACUUCAACAGGAAGUCUGAUAGCCUUCAGAAAAAUCAGGAUCUGGAGUUUGACCGCAACAAAGAAAGAUUUCAAAGUGAAACAAUCAGGUGUGAACUUUGUGUCAAAGUAAAAGUUCACCGUGCCCCUUCAGGUGUGGGUGGAAUUGAAGCAGAAGCUGUUAUGCUGGGUCAGCCAAUCAGCAUGGUGCUCCCCGAGGUGGUGGGCUACAAGGUGCACGGCGCUGCGGAUAAGUUCAUCACGUCCACCGACAUCGUCCUGACUGUUACCAAGCACCUCCGUCAGGUGGGCGUGGUAGGAAAAUUCGUGGAGUUCUUCGGCCCAGGCGUGGCUCAGCUGUCGAUCGCUGACAGAGCCACCAUCGCCAACAUGUGCCCAGAGUACGGCGCCACGGCAGCCUUCUUCCCCGUGGACGACGUCAGCCUUCAGUAUCUCGAACAAACCGGACGGGAGCCAGAGAAGUUAGCAUACAUUACACAGUACCUGAAGGCGGUGGCCAUCUUCAGAGACUACAACGAUGUGUGUCAGGAUCCAGAGUUCACUCAGGUGGUAGAACUGGAUCUGAGCACGGUGGUUCCCUGCUGCAGCGGUCCCAAAAGACCUCAGGACAGAAUUCCCGUGUCUGACAUGAAAAAGGAUUUUGAAGCUUGUCUGGAAGCAAAGCAAGGCUUCAAGGGCUUCCAGGUGGCUCCGCAGCACCACAACGCUACAGCCCCCUUCCAGUUCAACGGGAAGGAGUACGCGCUGAGUCACGGCUCGGUGGUUAUCGCUGCCAUCACAAGCUGCACCAACACUAGCAACCCAUCUGUCAUGCUGGGAGCAGGACUCCUGGCAAAAAAAGCAGUUGAGUGUGGUUUGAGUGUUUCUGUGCCUCAGGGGGAUCUGAUCGCUGCAGGCGUCCUCUCAGGGAACAGAAACUUUGAAGGACGAGUGCAUCCCAACACCAGAGCCAACUACCUGGCUUCCCCACCGCUCGUCAUCGCCUAUGCACUAGCUGGCACAGUGAGAAUAGACUUUGAGAAUGAGCCCAUUGCGAUGAGCUCUGAAGGCAAAGAGGUUUUCCUCAGGGACAUCUGGCCCACUCGAGAGGAAAUCCAGGCUGUGGAGAGAAUGUUUGUCAUUCCAUCCAUGUUCAAAGAGGUUUAUGAGAAGAUCGAGAACGUGAAUGAACGCUGGAACUCGCUGGCUGCUCCCUCUGAUAAACUCUACACCUGGGACCCCAGAUCAACCUACAUCAAGUCUCCGCCCUUCUUUGAUGGUUUGGUAAGUACAUGCCGUACACGAACGGUCGUCUGCAGACUUAUUCAAAGGUUAUGUUUUGCCUUCGUUGAGAAGAAGAGUGGACUUAGUGUAGUGUAUCAUCAUCAUAGUCAGCGUUGGGCAGCCACCUCCUCAGCUUAUCCAGGGAAACGUUGGGCCUUUCCCAGCGUGUCCCGGGUCUACGCCGGGGCCUCCCUGCGCUCCCGAGACUACAACUCGUACGGCUCUCGGCGAGGUAACGACGCCGUUAUGGCCAGAGGGACGUUCGCCAACAUCCGUCUCUUCAAUAAGUUUCUCAACAAGCAGGCGCCACAAACCGUCCACCUGCCGACAGGAGAAACGCUGGACGUGUUCGACGCUGCAGACAGGUACCAGCAGUCCAGAAUCCCUUUGCUCGUUCUCGCGGGGAAGGAGUACGGCUCUGGGAGCUCCAGGGACUGGGCCGCAAAGGGCCCCUUUCUGCUGGGCAUCAAGGCUGUCCUGGCAGAGAGCUAUGAGCGGAUCCACCGCAGUAACCUGGUUGGGAUGGGAGUGAUUCCUCUGGAGUAUCUACCAGGAGACACGGCCGACAGCCUGGGUCUGACCGGCAGAGAGCGCUACAGCGUGGUCAUCCCCGAGCCGCUCACACCCAGGAUGGUCGUAGACAUCAAGCUCGACUCGGGGAAAACGUUCCAAGUGCGCAUGAGAUUUGACACGGACGUGGAGCUGGCGUAUUUCCGGCACGGAGGCAUCCUCAACUACAUGAUCCGCAAGAUGUCCGAGUCCUAACUGAUGUGUCUGAUCGUGGGCUGCACAGCAUAGCUGUAGUGUGUGAUUCUGGCUUUACAGCCACA
This is a messenger RNA of Neolamprologus brichardi, 2601 nucleotides long. NCBI's taxonomy places the organism in Eukaryota, Metazoa, Chordata, Actinopteri, Cichliformes, Cichlidae. The record is from RefSeq and is a predicted model, not a curated record.